AUGGAGCCUGACAAACCAGCCGCGAUCCACGAUGAGGGCACGGACGUGGCCAAGCCAACUACUAUUGAUGGUCUUCCGCAUACGCCAGUCCUAGUGACAGAGGAAGAUAGCAAGCGGAUCGCCCGCAAAACAGAUCGAACCAUUCUGGUGAUAUUGAUCUGGGUGUAUUUCCUACAGAUUCUCGACAAGUCAGUAUUGGGCUUUGGCGCAACCUAUGGCCUAGAGGAGGACACCCACCUCACCGGCAACCAAUACUCCCUGAUCGGUUCAAUCGCCCCAAUCGCACAGCUUGCAUGGCAGCCCUUCUCCUCCUGGCUUAUUGUGACCAUCCCGCCUCGCAUCCUGAUGCCCACAUUAGUGCUUGGAUGGGGCAUCGCGCAGACCUGCAUGGCAGCAUGCAGCAACUUCGGCGGGCUAAUGGCCACCCGCUUCUUUCUGGGCCUGUUCGAAGCCGGCUGCCUACCACUCUUCAGUCUCCUUACAAGCCAGUGGUAUCGUCGUGCUGAGCAACCCAUCCGAGUAGCCGCCUGGUACGGCACGAACGGCGUGGCGACCAUCAUAGCAGCGGUGCUAUCAUUCGGCCUAGGACACAUUAAAUCCGGGGUGAUGAAAGAGUGGCAAAUCAUCUUCCUCGUCGUCGGUCUCAUCACCAUCAUCUCCAGCCCAUUCGUCUACUGGAGGCUCGACAACGACAUCCCGUCAGCACGCUUUCUCACCGAAGAAGAAAAGCUCCAAGCGAUGGAACGUCUGCGAGCGAACCAAACGGGCGCUGGAUCACGCGAAUUCAAAAUCAGCCACGUCUACGAAGCAUUCCUUGAGCCCAAAACCUACCUCUGGGCCAGCAUGGCCCUCCUCCUCAACAUCGGCGCCUCCGUGUCAAACGUCUUCGGCCCCUUGAUCCUCCAAGGCCUCGGCUACGACACAUACACCACCACAUUGCUGAAUAUGCCUUUCGGUGCCGUACAAGUUAUCGUCAUCCUGCUGGCCAGCUACCUGGCGCAAAAGGCCCGUCUCAAGGGCAUCAUCCUCGCGGCGCUAAUGCUCCCCGUCGUCGCGGGUCUGGCUAUCCUGUAUGCUGUUCCACGGAACAGCUCCACCAACGGCGCCCUCAUGGCCGGAUACUAUCUCAUUGCCUUCUUGUUUGGCGGGAACCCGCUAAUCGUCAGCUGGAUUGUCGCUAACACAGCCGGCACGACGAAGAAAUCAGCCAACAUGUCAUUAUACAAUGCUGCCGUAUCGGCCGGGAAUAUCAUCGGCCCUCUGUUAUUCAACGAGAAAGACGCGCCGGCAUACAGACCCGGAUUGCGGGCAUGCGUGGGGAUCUUCGUGGCGUUGAUCGCAGUGUUCCUGCUACAGUGGGCGGAUCUGUGGGUAUUGAACAAGAUGCAAGAGAAGCGGCGCGUAAGGAACGGCAAGCCCGCAAAGGUAGUGGAUGUAUCGAUGCAGAGCGACCGGAUGAUGGCGAUUGAGCAGACGUUGGAGGCCAAUGGCGAGGAAGGGCAUGUCGGGGCGAACGGGCUGUUGGAUCUGACGGACGGGAAGAAUGAGGAUUUUGUUUACGUCUACUAA
Aspergillus niger is the source of this 1569-nucleotide messenger RNA. RefSeq lists its product as uncharacterized. Gene Ontology annotation, cellular component: membrane. Lineage: Eukaryota; Fungi; Ascomycota; Eurotiomycetes; Eurotiales; Aspergillaceae. Gene Ontology annotation, biological process: transmembrane transport. The record is from RefSeq and is a predicted model, not a curated record. Bases 1 to 1569 code for a protein of 522 amino acids. The transcript has 2 exons. Gene Ontology annotation, molecular function: transmembrane transporter activity.